AUGGCACGUUUGCAUUUGGACGCGCCGUGGUCUCCGCUGUCUUCACGCCGUGAGCAGCUAAGACCUGGCAAUGCGGCAUUACAGUGGGCUUGUGGGCGGAGAGGGAGAGUUACGAUUGUGACGGUGGUGCUGUUCAUCGUGAUGCUCGUAUUGUCAGGUGCGAGGCGAUCAGGGACUCUGACCUCGUCUUACCGAAGUUUUUCGUCGAACCUCGAUCAAUUCUCGACCUGGCGACCGCACCUGCCGCACCUCCCCUCUUCGAUACCGACAUCAAUCCGCAAGCCAUCACAGACUGCCCUCUUACUUGAAGAUGGCGCCAUGUCCCACGUGCCGGGUAACCUUCAUAAAUCGUCGCCGAAUUUCCACCUGCUUCUGUCAUCGCUCGAACACGACAUAAGUUUCUGCAAGACUACUAUGUCCGCCAUGAUCAUGAACUAUCCACCUCCCACCAUCGUUAGCCCGUUUGUGAGUUCCGCGAGAAAGGCGGAUUGGGAGAAAGCGAAGCUAAAGGAUGUGCUUGCGUACCUUGAGGAUAAGAGGGUGGUCAAGGACAAUGAUCUCGUAAUGCUCGUCGACGGGAGGGAAACUUGGUUCCAGCUACCGAGUGAGCUAGCGAUCAGGCAAUACAUGACUGUCGUGGCAGAUGCGAACCGCCGUGUAAAGAAGGAGUACGGUGAAGGUUUCGCGGAAACGAUUGUUUUCGGGGCAAAGAAAACGUGUGAAGGAGAUGACGUUGCGUGUAGACAUAUGCCAUCCUCUGUUCUGCCGCGAGAUACCUACCGUACUGGCGAGGGAAUGAAGGAGACGGAAGAGCUUGUCCCGGCGCAAUAUUUGGAUGCGGACAUUUUCAUGGGGCCAGUCAAAGACCUAAGAGCGCUUUACCAGACGGCACUGCUGGUCUUGGAUGAAGGCAAAAGCCAAUAUCGGACAGUGCAGUCAGUCAUGAAAACUCUCUUCGGAGAGCAGAUGUUGGCACGACGCAUAUACAAGCAAGAAAACAGACCCGCACCCUUGAAGAUGAUUGCCCAUAUUUCCGGAACACUCAAGGGCUCUAAGAAUAAGGAUCAGACGAGUGAUUUCACACUUCAAGAGAAUCGCCAGUACGAAUUCUCCAUCUGUCUGGACUACACGCAUGCACUAUUCCAGCCUUUGAUGGAAUGCGCUGAAGAUGAACUCGUGAUCACCCAACCCACCAAUGCAUCCGAAACCACGCUGAAGGAUCGUCAGCAGAUGCUACACAUUUCCUCUGACCUACCGUCCGCUUUCGUCAAUGCCACAGGGCCUUUCUGGAGACCCGACGAUUCGACCAACGAUCCCUCUCCAAACGACAAAUCAGCCUAUAUCGAUAAGCUGGAAUACAAAUAUGGACUAGACAAGCUUCCCCGCCGCGACACAGCCUGGACCAAUAUAUCACUGAUUCAGAACACGUACACUGGCGCGAUACCAGCGACCUUCCGCGCGGCUCGAGAGAGUAACUCACGAGGAAACAAACAGAUCCCACAAACUCCCGAUGAGAACAAUGCUGUUGCAAACUUCAAGAAUGGAAACAUAACUUGGACAUCGCUCUGGUAUGCCGGCUACGAGCGCGCCCUUCUCCGCCGCUACUUCCGCACACCUCAGUCGCCUAUGGGUUAUCACACCGCAGCUGUUGGAGGGGACCUCCUCUGGGAUCAACGCGGCGGGCGCGGGGGCGUCUGGACCGCCGAUUUCAGCCUCUGGCUUCCGUGGGGCGAAGUGGACGGGGUGUGUGGGACGUAUGACCUAGUAAGUAGCGUUUUCGGGGACAAGAAGGGCGUUUGGUUACAUGAGGAUGAAGAAGGCGGUGGUAAGAAGGGCAGGGAGCAAGAAGAGGCAGAGCUGAGAAAGCACUAUGAAGAAGAGAGGAAGCAGGACCAAGAGUGGAUGCAAAAGAUGGAAGAGGAGAGGCUGGAGAAAGAGAAGAAGGAAAAGGAGGAAAAGGAGAGGGCACAAAGGGAGAAGGAAAGAGAGGCGAAGGAGAAGCAAGAGAGGGAGCGGAAGGCGAAGGAAGAAGCGGAUAGGAAGGCAGCGGAAGACGCUGCUGUUGCCAUUGAUGCCGUUGCUUCAACGGCUGCUGGCGGGGUGAAGAAUAGUGCAGUCAAAAACGCUGCGCCGGACAUCGCGAUGAAGCAGGGUCGACAGCAGUACCAACAACGAAGACGGCGGGGCGCAUAG
Messenger RNA from Paraphaeosphaeria sporulosa, 2193 nucleotides. RefSeq lists its product as uncharacterized. The record is from RefSeq and is a predicted model, not a curated record. NCBI's taxonomy places the organism in Eukaryota, Fungi, Ascomycota, Dothideomycetes, Pleosporales, Didymosphaeriaceae. The coding region runs from base 1 to 2193 and encodes 730 amino acids. The transcript has 2 exons.